This is a messenger RNA of Funneliformis geosporum, 475 nucleotides long. The record is from the annotation of a GenBank genome assembly. Lineage: Eukaryota; Fungi; Glomeromycota; Glomeromycetes; Glomerales; Glomeraceae.
AGUUUUAGGGAUGCGUGCUAUCUUAGGACUAAGGCAUACUGAGGCAACCUUAACGAUUUCAACUCACCCCGGAGCAAGGAUCGAAGUUAUUAUUCACACAAUUUUCUUCAUCAUCGCUUUUCGUAGAUUUAACAACAUCAGUUAUGACGUAUAUUUUAUCAUAAUUCCUUAUAUUAUUUUAAAUGGUUACGCGAUAUAUAAGUCAGUUAAAAACCUCUGUAUUGUACAUCGCAAGAAUGAGAUUACCGAUGAAGCUCAAGAUAUAAAAUACCACCUUGCAACAUUUAAUGAGGAAUAUGAUUUGAAAGUUAUAACUUUUAUAUAUUAUACAUAUAGCGGUCUUAUUUUGGCGACAUUAUGUGCUUCAUCUAGUUUAUGGUUAAAAAGUUACUUGAUUAUGGUCUUAUUUUCUCAGUCUAUUGCGGAUAAAAAGUCGGAGAUCGUCAAGACUUCUAGUCAAAGAGAAAUUGUUUAG